AUGGGUAGACACCCGCGGCAGUGCAGGUUGCAGCCAGGACACUUGCCGAGAGAGGAGGUCCUGAAGAGCCUUCGGCCUCGGGUUGACCGGAACCUCUUCGGUGCAGUCCAGGAAGAGCCCCUAGUGCUUUCCAGGAGUGCUGCCCUGUCAGCUGCUUGGCAGAAUCGAAGAUUGCCCGAGUUGAGAAGCCAAGCCUACACUAACAGAUGCUGUGCUUGGAAGGCGCUCGCGGUGUUGCUGGGCCUCAGCAUGCUGGUGCAGCCUGUGAGUGCAGACAAGAGUGCGACGGUGUCGUCAAAGAUCAUGGCCGGUGGGGCCUCAACGACAGGCAAGAACAGUGGGUCCGCGAAGAAUAUUACUCGCGGUGUAAACCUGAAUGGAGCAGACUACUCUGGCCAGAGCAUCGUCGGUGUGUCCUUCCAGCAAUCCUCAGUCCGUGACUCCAAGUUUGUCAACACUGACUGUCAGAGCGCAAGCUUCUUCGAUGCGGAUAUGACGAAUGCAGAUUUCACUGGGGCGAACCUGAACCAGGCGAACUUCGAGCUGUCGAAGCUGCGUAAUGCCAUCUUCGACAAUGCCGUUGCGACGGAAAUGUACAUGAACAGUGCGACCGGCGUGGAGUUCAAGAGCAUCGCGGGUGCUGACUUCACUGACACGCCGUUUCGCAAAGAUCAGCUGGACAUGAUCUGCCCGCUCGCCAAGGGCGUCAACCCCAAAACGGGCGUUGCAACUCGUGACAGCCUGGGCUGUCCGGAAUGA
This is a messenger RNA of Symbiodinium sp. CCMP2592, 759 nucleotides long. NCBI's taxonomy places the organism in Eukaryota, Dinophyceae, Suessiales, Symbiodiniaceae. The record is from the annotation of a GenBank genome assembly.